GAUACUCGCGAAGGAGACAAAACCAAAACAAUGUGGCGACGAAGAUGCUAGAUGGAAAGUUAACGAUGUGAUUAAAUUAUACAACAUAAUGAACGUAUAUUACAUAUGAUAUCUUCUCAGUUAGUCAUAUAAAGGUAUAUAAACGGCACUAAAAACGACCAAAUCAUGGCUACCAUAGAUUCUCUUAUGAGCUUGUGCGCUUUUAGUGUUGCUCAGCGCGCUGAGAGGUAUGAGGAGAUCAGGAUGUUGCCUGCUGCCGUUAAAGACAGAUUAUUGCGAAUAAUGAUGUCUUACGGCACGGUCACCGACUCCAACAUCAGCCAGCUCGUGCACAACGGAACCCACACACUGGAUCUGCAGAACUGCAAGGUGUCAGACUCUGCGCUUCAACAAAUCCACUGCCUACAGCUGAGGACAAUACUGUUAAGAGGCUGUGCAGAUAUCACCUCUGAGGGUCUAGAGGUGCUGGCAUCCCGGUGCCCUUAUCUUCAGGUCGUUGAUCUCACGGGCUGCACGGCUGUGACAGACUCAGGGGUUCAGGCUCUGGCGCAACACUGCAAAUGUUUGGAAGUGAUUUCCCUGCGUGGCUGCGCUGCUCUCAGUGACAGAGCCCUGCUGGAGCUGGGAGAGAACUGCAGGAUGCUGCACAGCAUUUACUUCUCUGGGACAGAGGUAACUGAUCAAGGGGUCCUUGGACUUGCAACUGGAGUUUGUUCACACAGCCUAAAGGAGUUGCAGAUGAUACGAUGUCGCAAUUUGACUGAUGUGGCUGUGACUGCUGUUCUUGCAAACUGCGCCAACAUCAGAAUUUUCAAUUUCCAUGGAUGUCCCCUGAUUACAGAUAAAUCAAGGGAGGCGCUCCAAAACUUUAUUGGUCCCAACAAGAUUCAACAAGUGUCUUGGACUGUGUACUGAUGUGACGACUUCUCAUCAACGGUACAUCAACUACAGCACAUCAACUUUAUUGUCGUAAAUGUAAU
Messenger RNA from Onychostoma macrolepis, 980 nucleotides. RefSeq names its product antagonist of mitotic exit network 1 homolog (S. cerevisiae) (gene amn1). Lineage: Eukaryota; Metazoa; Chordata; Actinopteri; Cypriniformes; Cyprinidae. Gene Ontology annotation, cellular component: SCF ubiquitin ligase complex. Gene Ontology annotation, biological process: SCF-dependent proteasomal ubiquitin-dependent protein catabolic process. The transcript has 7 exons. The record is from RefSeq and is a predicted model, not a curated record. The coding region runs from base 166 to 915 and encodes 249 amino acids. Gene Ontology annotation, molecular function: protein binding.